UCCGUACUAUAAGGCAAAGCCACCAAUAACUCACCUUCCUAUAAUGCAAAAACCAUAAAUCAACGGCAGAGAUUCACCGAAUUCCCCAACUAACACAGCAAAUACCCAAUCACGUUUUGCCACCUCACUCGUCCACAUCACCUACUGGAUUUAGAUGCACCCCGUGUUUGCACAUCGUAAACUCACUCCUUGUUUUCACACACACUCGCCAUAACGGGUUCGCUGAUUUCCCCCGUUUUUAUACGUUCCUCUGUCGUUAGAUUUGUCGUCACUGCAAUUCUGAGUUUUGAAAUUAGGUUUUUAGUUUGGGUGAUUUUGUUGAAUAGAUAGCGAGGAGGAACCAUGUUUUUGUUUGAUUGGUUCUAUGGAAUCCUCGCAUCUCUAGGGUUGUGGAAAAAGGAGGCCAAGAUCUUGUUUUUAGGGCUCGAUAAUGCCGGCAAAACGACGCUGCUUCAUAUGCUUAAAGACGAGAGAUUAGUUCAACACCAGCCCACCCAGUACCCUACAUCGGAGGAGUUGAGUAUUGGGCAGAUCAACUUCAAGGCUUUUGAUUUGGGAGGCCAUCAGAUUGCACGAAGGGUCUGGAAAGAUUACUAUGCCAAGGUGGAUGCGGUUGUCUACUUGGUGGAUGCUUAUGACAAGGAGAGGUUUGCAGAAUCCAAGAAAGAGCUGGAUGCUCUCCUUGCUGACGAGGCUUUGGUCAAUGUUCCGUUUCUUAUCUUAGGCAACAAGAUUGAUAUACCAUAUGCUGCUUCAGAAGAUGAGUUGCGAUGUCACCUUGGUCUUACUAACUUCACCACAGGCAAGGGUAAGGUGAACCUGGGAGAUUCCAAUGUCCGUCCUCUUGAGGUGUUCAUGUGCAGCAUUGUCCGCAAGAUGGGUUAUGGAGAUGGUUUUAAGUGGCUCUCACAGUACAUUAAGUAAAGAGCAAUAGAGGAGUUAAGGUCUUGUAUACUGAAACGAAGAGACAACUUGUUUUGGAAAGCGUUAUUAUUUGUACAAGUUAGAAACUUGUUUGUUUUUUUCCUAUCUUCUAUUUGAAAUAUCAGAGGAUAUGUAGCACUGUGAUUAAUGGUUUUGGUAGUUGAUGAUCUGUGGUAUUCAUAUCAAUGGAAGGAUGAUGCCGAAAACUUUCUGAAACCCA
This is a messenger RNA of Carica papaya (papaya), 1144 nucleotides long. Its product is annotated as small COPII coat GTPase SAR1B-like. The record is from RefSeq and is a predicted model, not a curated record. Lineage: Eukaryota; Viridiplantae; Streptophyta; Magnoliopsida; Brassicales; Caricaceae. Gene Ontology annotation, molecular function: GTP binding; GTPase activity. Gene Ontology annotation, biological process: intracellular protein transport.